This is a messenger RNA of Achroia grisella, 548 nucleotides long. Its product is annotated as thioredoxin domain-containing protein 17-like. NCBI's taxonomy places the organism in Eukaryota, Metazoa, Arthropoda, Insecta, Lepidoptera, Pyralidae. Gene Ontology annotation, cellular component: cytosol. The transcript is spliced from 3 exons. Gene Ontology annotation, molecular function: protein-disulfide reductase [NAD(P)H] activity; DNA binding; zinc ion binding. The record is from RefSeq and is a predicted model, not a curated record. Bases 168 to 548 code for a protein of 126 amino acids.
ACCCGCUCAAUCGUGUUGAUAAGAGUUGUGUUGAUUAAAAAAAAUAUAUUUGUCCUAUUCAUAGUGAUUUAUUGGUAACGAUAGAAUAGUCUACAUAAUUAAAGUAAUAUCUUGUAUUUCUUUAAAUUUUAUAAUAAUAAGUAAUUGAUAAUUACGUUUAAAUCAAAAUGGUGUCGAAUGUGGAAAUCAAAGGUUUUGACGAAUUCGCUAAAUAUACAGAUAACAUUGAUCCUAACGGCCCUCCUGUUUUCUUUUAUUUUAGUGGUGAAAAAACUGCAGACGGCAAUAGUUGGUGUCCCGAUUGUGUGGAAGCGGAACCAAUUGUGAGAGCAUAUCUAACCGAGCUCAAGAAGAGUGUCAUUUUUGCAUAUGUUGAUGUCGGAAACAGAGAAUACUGGAAGGACAAAGCGUGCCCCUUUAGAACUGAUAGUCGAACUCGACUCAUGGUGAUACCGACUAUCAUCAAAUGGAAGGGUGUACAGAGGCUCGAAGGUGAACAGUGCAGCAAGAGAGACCUGUUGCAAAUGCUUUUUGAGGAAGAAGACUAA